Messenger RNA from Lytechinus pictus (painted urchin), 5885 nucleotides. RefSeq lists its product as uncharacterized. The transcript has 15 exons. The record is from RefSeq and is a predicted model, not a curated record. Bases 316 to 2085 code for a protein of 589 amino acids. Lineage: Eukaryota; Metazoa; Echinodermata; Echinoidea; Temnopleuroida; Toxopneustidae.
AUAAGCAGUAAUUCUGCUGUUGCGUAACGUCGAUCUUUUGCAUGUCGUCGUCUUCUCUGAGGACAGUUUUGGUUACCAAGACGUGACAUUUCCAAGAAUAUCAUCACACAUCCACUUGAGUAUAUAUGAUUCUUACUGCCUAAACUGUGGAUUUAUGGUCAAAUUAUUUUGUUGAAAACUAAACCGCAAAGUAGGUUCAGUUGUGAGUACAAACGAAAUUUUAGCUGAGACUUCUUAUCUUGCACUGUGGAAGUAACAAGACUCCGCCAUCAUAUGACUAAGAACCUUUCGAAUUUGACGUAAUACAGCAGAAGUAUGAGGAGAUCGGUGUAUGCAUUAAGAACAAGCAUUAACCAUGCUUCAGUGAAUAGAAUGUUAUCAAAAGAUGCGGUCGAGGCAGUGAAACCCAAACGAAGGAUAUUCAGGAAGAUGAUUGUGGGCGUGACAGGGUUGUCUGCUGUAGCUGCGGGCGUCACUUAUGCUACCAUGGAUAGCGCUGCUCGGAGAAGAGCGUACGUCACUGCUGAAGGAUUUCUGAGAUUUUUCAGAACAUUUUACAUUGGAACAAGAAUCUCAUUGGAUUAUAAAUGGAGUUUGUGGAGACUGGAAGAUGGCAGCCAAGAAUAUAAAGAAGCCUUUAGAGCUUGUAACAGAAGAACGGGAGAUCUAUUAUUGAAGGGUUGUUUGAAGAACGGUGGUCUCUACAUCAAGCUGGGGCAGUACAUGGUGACUGCUAACUACAUCCUACCUAAGGAAAUACUUCAGAAGCUUGCAACACUUCAGGAUAAAGCUCUCACAAGGGAAUAUAAGGAGCUUGAUAGACUGUUCAAGGAAGAGUUUGGGAAGACCCCUGAUGAGCUGUAUGCGGAGUUUGAUCCUGAGCCCAUAGCAGCUGCCAGCCUAGCCCAGGUACAUAGAGCUAAGACCCAUGAAGGAGAUGAUGUAGCUGUCAAGGUACAGUACAUUAACCUGAGGGAUCAGUAUCCCGGUGACCUUCGAACCCUAGAGAUUAUUCUGGAUAUAAUCCAUUGGAUGCACCCAAAGUCUUUGAAUUUCAAGGAUAUAUUAAUGGAUCUAGAAGAGCCUUUGGCUAAGGAGCUGGACUUUGAAAAUGAAGGCAGGAAUUCGGAACUCUGUUCUAAGCAGCUGAAACACCUUGACUAUGUCUAUGUACCAAAGGUCUACUGGAAUCUAACUAAUAAGAGGAUCUUAACGAUGGAAUUUGUGAAUGGACAUAAAGUCUCAGAAAAAGAGAAAUUGCAAGAAGAUGGUUUUAGUCUUGCAGAGGUGGAUGAAAAGCUAAUCAAGGUAUUUGGAGAGCAGAUUUUUCAUACUGGCUUCGUCCAUGCAGAUCCCCAUCCUGGAAAUGUACUUGUCCGCAAGAAUAAGAAAGGAAAGGCUGAACUGGUAGUCCUGGACCAUGGCUUAUAUGAAGAAGUUACACCCAAGAUCCGUAUUGCCUUCGGCCAGUAUUGGAGAGCCAUUAUUUUGAAGAAUGAACAAGCCAUGAUUCAACAUGCCAAUGAGUUAGGCAUUGAAGAAUACCUGUUAUUCGCCAUGAUGCUGAUUCAACGACCCCUCAACAUGAAAGCCAAGCGAGGUAGUCACCUGACCUUCAAUCUGUCCAAUGAGGAGCUCCGUAAGCUUCAGCGCGAGAUCAGGAAUGAGAUGCACAAUCUCGAAGAUAAGAUGGAGGAAUUUCAGGCGAGAAUGAAUGAAUUCAUGGAAAGCUUCCCUAAUUGUCUCUAUCUCAUCUUUAGGAAUAUGAACACAGUGCGAUACAUUGACAGAGCCUUGGGCACUCCUGUGGACUAUCUACUGACUAUGGGAAGAUGUGCUGCAGGCGGCUCUGUAUUCCUACCUCAAGAUAGAUCUUUAAAGGGUCGUCUACAUGCUUUCUGGCAGCGUUUUGUAUAUGACUUCACUCUCAGGUCGGAUCAACUAAUCCAUAGGAUAAGCAUGGCUUUCUUCUCCGUCAUGGUCAGAUUAGGAUGGGUGUCUUUCAAACCCCCUGGUAAAAGUACGAAUGCUGGUGAUAUAUUUGGCAGUCUGAUGCCACCUCGGGCCAAACCAUCGACCUCAUAAUAUAUCGACCCCAAUCUGACCGACUGUUCAACUCAACUGGCAUUUGCUCAAGGAUGUUGGUGACCUUCCUGUGAAUGUAUUGGAUUAAGGUCGAACAGAUAAAAAGUGACGUCUUCCAAAGUUGACAUUCCAUUAAGCCUUGCUUGCACCUUUGCAUUUUGGGCUUGCAUUCAGCUUCGCAUUGCCUGAACGCAAACAAAUGCAAUCAAACGCAAUACAACGCAGUAAAACAAGCUAAUACGAGGUAAAUAUGCAUUCUUACGCAGAGGCCUUGCAUUCUAGUUUGUUAGUUCGAAAUUUUUUCGAAGAGCCACUACCGAACGCAACCAAACACAACCAAAACUCAUAUGAGCAAAUUUGAGUGGCAACGAGCAAAUGCAAGCAAGAAUGAUCAACAGAAAGCGGCUUAUGCAGACAUUAACUCAAUGUUAGUGCUAGAUUUACCUGAAAUAUCCUUGCUUUACUACGAGCAACUUUGCAUGAGAUCCGAUAAGCUCGUAAGCAAAAGUGUGAUUGCGAACGAAUAUUUUGCUGCGAAUAUGCUGCGUUAGGUUGCAUAUUGCUUUUCCAGGCUAACGCAGCGAUAUGCAGCUUAAAACACAAAGGUGUGAGUCAGACUUCAAUCGAAUGAUCAGCCAUUAAAGGUUUUUUUUCAGACAGAUUUCUCCAUUCCCAACAGGUUGGGAUUCACCGGGGGCUUGUUGCGGAAAAGUUAUUAUAAACCUCCCUUGAAGAUGCCAAAGAAUCCUUUUCUCCGAUUGGUCAAAAGUGGGGUCAUGUGUUUGACCAUGCCUGCAAAACAAACUAAGGUGGUCACCAAGGGCAAUGAGGAUGAUUAACAAGAAUUCUGCCCAUUAUCCCCAAUCGCCCCCAUAGCAACAGGCAUAAUUAAAUCUAAAUCUUGACCUUGCCUUACAGAUUUCUGCCAUUUGAGCUUUUCAGCUGGAGACACUUUACACCAUAAUGGUAUAAUGGUUACUGUCACCCAGGCUUAUAUCAAACUGAAAUAUUGAUAUUAGGAUAUGAUUUUUUAGGAUCUUUCCUCAUAUCUAUCUGUUAUUUUAUAACAACUCUAUUUUCAUCUGUCUUUAUUACGAUGUAAAGAUGACUAACAGUGUAAAUUCACGGUAUUUUCACAGUAUGUAUUUUCAUGAUCUACCAUGAAAACUAUGUUUUUGUGGUUUUACUACCAUGUUACCACAAAAAAUUAUACUAUUUUGCAAGGGGGUGUUCUUUGUUCUUUUAUUUUUCUUUUAUCUUUACCAAACUUUGGGCCUCAGAUGGAAUUUGCAUUACAUGUAUUUCUUUAUUAUAUUUAUGUACAGCAUAUAGAUCAAGAAGCUUUUGAAAACAUGAUGCAAGAUGAAGUGAGACAGCCAUGUCCUAUGUUCUUUCAUUGUGUCUUCACAUGAUCUCUAUUAUCAAAGUGUGUGAUUUUUUUUAAUCUUAAAUUAUUGUAUUUCAUAAAAUGCUAAUACCAAUCGUUUUGUAUAUCUUCCAAUCAGUGAUCAUUAGCUAUGAAUAUGUUGAGAGAGAAAUGUAUUAAAUGUUAAUAAUAAUGUUAAAUAAUCAUUGGAAUUACAGUAAUCAUUUGUCAAUAUAUAUCUACGUGAAGUCAUAUUUCAUGUAUUUAUUUUGUAUUUUCUGAGUGGCAUUAAUGAGUCUUCAGGUUUUUAGAAAGCUGCAUACAGUAUGUACUGUGUUAUUUCAUUAUUAUAUGUGUUAGAAGCUACUGAAAUCAUGCCCUUGAUUGGCUUAUAAGAAAUAUGCAUUGGUUAAUUAUCACAAAUGUUAUGAAAAGAUUUUAGAAUCCUGCUCUAAUUUACAUUCAGCAAGUUGAUAUAGACUCAAAUCAUUUUUUAAUGAUUCUUUGAAUAACAAGCUGAACUCAUCAAUGGAAGAGCCGUGGUGUAGUGGUUCUGACUCUCGCCUUGUAAACAGAGGGUCGUGUGUUCGAAUCCCACCACGGUCUAGCGUCCUUUGGCAAGGCGUUAAUCCACACUCUGCCACCCUCGACCCAUGUUCUAAAUGGGUACCUGGUAGGAUGCGAAAGAUAUUGUAUGUUUUAAUUUGCCAGCGCAAUAAUGAGGCUGCGAUGAAUGCAAAGAAUGCUCUCCAGGGAGUGGAAAUUGUGCACUUUUCGUGCGGGAUGGAAAUGAAUCCAAUGACCGGGGUAAUAAUACGAUGUAAAGCGUUUUGAGCCGUUCUGGGAAAAGCGCUAUAUAAAAAUUGGCUAUUAUUAUUAUCAUGAGGAGUUAAUGACAGGGUCCUUUACGUAGCUACUUCAGAGUCACAGACUUUUGAUCCAAUUAUUGAAUAACGGUGUGUUCAAUGUCGGUUUCCAAAUUCAAAUGGCAACAUGGUGAUUACAAAAUGCAGAUAUGAGAAAAAAAGGGGGUGUUCAAUGUCCACUCUUCCCGGUUGUAAAAGUAAUGUCUUUCAAAUCACAAUUCGGAGGAAAAUUUUAACGUUGGAAAAGAUGGGUUUAUAAACGCGAUCAGCUCAAAUUUACGACCUUGAGCAUCGCCAAUGCGACAUUGAAAACAAUUUAGUUUUGAAACGUCUUUACAUUUGCUCUCGCGGUGGAAGCCUAUACACAAACAGGUGCCAGAACUGACCUUUCUUGUGAUGGGUCAAAUUGCACACUAAAGCUGCGCUAAUGAAAGCGGGAAAUAUAAAGACGAUCAGCAUAGACAACUUAAUAUUUUCGACACUGAACGGUGCACCGCUGAUCGUACUUGUGUUGGGUGUUUUGGAACUGAGUUUUCAAUCACGAUUCAUGUUGCUGUUCAAAUUUGAAAAUCGACAUUGAACACACCCUAAUACACCUACAUGUAGUCAAGUUAGCCACAUUUCAAUUAUUUGACCAUUCAAUCAACUUGCGUGAUUGAGACUGUAAUCUAAAGAGAGCAAGUGUGUGUGGAGCUGCAGGUUAUUAUUUUUGCCAUUAUGAUUAUCGUAAGAAAUAUUCUGAUGCAAAAGACUACUCACAGUGGCUGGCAGAGCAGCCACCGCCAAUACGCUCUGGUCUUGCGUUAGUUCUUGUUGUAUUUUGACAAUGUCCGCUGGCAGGUUUUUUUGGUAAUGAAAAACAUGCAGCGAUAAAAAAAAAAGAAUGCAAGACUGGUAUGUAUAGGCAAAGCAGCCACUGUACGUAGUCUUCCACAUCAGAAUGUUUCUUACAUUUCGAGUAUCAGCAUCAGACUCGUAAGGGCAAAGACAAGCGCUGCAGCCUCCGCCUAGAUAAUAGGCUACUGUUGAGCCUGAAAAUACCUUUGAGUACAGUUUGCCAAAGAGAAAAAACUUGAUCACUUUGUAGAGAGGAUUUGUUACAGUAACUCCUAAAAGGAUUUGCACCCUUCCUAUUUCAUCCACCGUAAAUCGGGUGAUGUACAAUGUCAAUUUGAAAUGCAUUAAUAGCAGAGCUGCCAAGUUGUAUUUUGCAUUUUCAGUAUUCUUAUCCCCCAAAAUCAGUAUUUUGACAAAAAAUCAGUAUUUUUACCAUGUGAGAUAAAUAUUUUGUAUUUUCCCCCAAAAAAGUGUAUUUCAUAAUAAAAUGCUUGGCGCACUCGCCCAUCACGGCGCUCAAGCUGCAUGGAAGCUAAAAUGUGCACUGCUCUUGCAGAUGAAAAAAAAAAAACAUUGAAACUUGUGUAUAUCUCACCCUGGUUUUUACAAAAUGAUUGAAAAAAAAAGAAGUUACCUGAAAUUACAUUGAUCUAAUAACCAUAUUUGUGUACGUUUUAUGAAAUAGAGACAUAUAGAGAUGAUUUUUCUCAAUAAAUUUCGAUUUGUUUUUU